UAUUCAUGAACUACAUGAGCUCUCGUGCUUUUUAAACUUAAACGCCUUGGCGCGACUCGUGUUGCACGCAUUAUGAAGCAGCAGUGAGGGAUCGAGAAGACUCGAACCUGGGUUUAGCAAGACUUUUUCCAGAAUGACGUCUAUAUGUCCAAGAUGCGACAAGCCUGUGUUUUUUGCGGAAAAAGUGAGUUCCCUGGGGAAAAACUGGCAUCGCUUCUGUCUGAAAUGUGAGCGCUGUGGUAAGAUUCUGUCUGCUGGUGGCCAUGCAGAGCAUGAUGGAUUACCAUACUGUCACAAACCUUGCUAUGGGACCCUCUUUGGACCAAAAGGUGUAAAUAUAGGAGGGGCGGGGUCUUAUAUUUAUGAGACGCCUCCGCCGACACCUGUCAACAAAUCAUGUGAGAGCCCUUCAGAUGGAUCGCCCACUACACCAUGGACCAACUCGCAGAUCACCUAUCAUCAACCUAAAGCUCCUUCUGCUCCUACACGUAUGUUUGCUGGAGAGACGUGUCUGUGUCCCGGCUGUGGAAAGGCAGUGUAUUUCGCUGAGAAGGUGAUGUCAUUAGGUCGUAACUGGCACAGGCCUUGCCUACGCUGUGUGAGGUGCAAGAAAACACUGACGCCUGGUGGCCAUGCAGAGCAUGAGGGCAGUCCAUAUUGCCAUGUGCCCUGCUACGGGUACCUUUUUGGACCAAAAGGCGUGAACAUUGGAAAGGUGGGCUGUUACAUUUACGGAGAAAAUGAAAUGCCAAGCGAACAUUAAGUGAAA
Molecule: messenger RNA, 769 nt
Organism: Misgurnus anguillicaudatus (oriental weatherfish)
Lineage: Eukaryota; Metazoa; Chordata; Actinopteri; Cypriniformes; Cobitidae
Gene: crip3
Product: cysteine-rich protein 3
Source: RefSeq, a predicted model, not a curated record